AUGUCAAAUAAAGCGGCAUUGUUGCCUUUGAUCCUGGAAAAAGUUUUCGAAAAGUACUCUGCCUCCAAUAUUGAUAAUAAUUUAGGUGAUUUGUUUGUGGAAUUAAAUGCCAUAUUGACGGCACGUGUGGUUAAGGCAGCUUUAAAUUUACUGGACCACCAAUGUAUUGUGGUCUAUCACAAUAUCCCCAAAACUAAACAAGUAGCACAAGUAAACGAGAGUUCCUCAAAAAUCAUUUGGGUAUUUCCUCAUGUUAAUUACUGCACUUGUACCUACUUCCAAGAGCAAGUAUUGGGUGCCAAAGAUCCAAGUACAUCCUCCUACACCUGCGAACACGUUUUGGCUUUACGUUUGUCUCAUCUGCUUAAAAGCGAUAAGGUACGAUUUGAGGAACUGCCGUUUAGUAAAUUAAAAGUACUGCUUUCCAACUUCUUACCAGAGGAUAAUCACCAGAGCGACUGA
Stomoxys calcitrans (stable fly) is the source of this 462-nucleotide messenger RNA. RefSeq lists its product as uncharacterized. The transcript is spliced from 2 exons. Gene Ontology annotation, molecular function: zinc ion binding. Bases 1 to 462 code for a protein of 153 amino acids. The record is from RefSeq and is a predicted model, not a curated record. NCBI's taxonomy places the organism in Eukaryota, Metazoa, Arthropoda, Insecta, Diptera, Muscidae.